Messenger RNA from Lampris incognitus (smalleye Pacific opah), 7181 nucleotides. It is a transcript of the gene mast3a, whose product is annotated as microtubule associated serine/threonine kinase 3a. Bases 326 to 4525 code for a protein of 1399 amino acids. Gene Ontology annotation, molecular function: protein serine/threonine kinase activity; magnesium ion binding; protein binding. NCBI's taxonomy places the organism in Eukaryota, Metazoa, Chordata, Actinopteri, Lampriformes, Lampridae. Gene Ontology annotation, biological process: intracellular signal transduction; peptidyl-serine phosphorylation. The transcript is spliced from 27 exons. The record is from RefSeq and is a predicted model, not a curated record.
UGUUGCUCGAAACUUUGCACCACUUUUCUGUGUUUUCCAGGAGAUAGAUCCAGCGGAAGACGGACUAUCCCGACAUUUUUUUUAAAUUCACAACAGACAAAACAAGACGGAGCGAAGAUGACGACGCUAGCGGCUGACUGCUUAACUGAUCGCUCAUGGAUAUGGGGUCAGACUUUGCCAGCCCCGUAUGGAGUCUCUGGUUUCGGACACCGCGUACUGGACGAUCGGCAAUAACUCAAACUACGAAAAGAACAGUUGUUUUAAAAUGAUCCCGAGACUCUAAAAGAUAGACUCAAUUCAUACUUCUGAAUUAUCGGUCUCCAUCAUGUCUGACCAAAAUUACUAUUGGACGGUCUUGCCGAGCUACAAAACCAGUUUUGUGACUGGGGCCAUGAUGAAAAGGUCAAAAAGCUCCCGAAACAACAAAAGGAGGAGUCUGGCGGUUGGAACUCCCUCGCCAACGCUUUCUCGACCGUUGUCUCCUCUCCCCCUCGCCACAGCUGGCAGCAGCCCUUCGGAGAGCCCCAGAAAUGUCUCUACCAGCUCCUCUGCCAACUUCCAGUUCGCCCGCAGCCAGCUGGCCCGUACAGAAAGAGCGGAUGGGCGAAGGUGGUCUGUGGCUUCGGUUCCCUCCUCUGGCUACUGCACCAACCCACCCAGCUCUUCAGUAUCUUCCUCUUCUUCCCAGGAGUUGUUGCAUCAACUGCCCUUCCAGCCCACACAAGAUGACCUCCACUUCUUGUUCAAACACUUCCGGAGCACAGAGAGCGUGGCGGACGACGAUGGGGUGCAUCCCUCGCCCCCCAUCAGGCUCCGCUCUCGCAGUCUCAGCCCCGGGCGAACUUGUGGGACAUUUGACAAUGAGAUUGUCAUGAUGAAUCAUGUUUACAAAGAGCGCUUCCCCAAGGCAACAGCCCAGAUGGAGGGUCGUCUGCUAGACAUCAUUGGGGAGUUCUCCCCAGGCAGUGCCCUCCCUCUGGCGGACGGCGUGCUAGGCUUUAUUCAGCACCAGCUGGUUGAGCUAGCCAGAGACUGCCUGGACAAGUCCCAGAAAGGCUUGGUGACAUCCAGGUACUUCAUGGAACUGCAAGAGAAGCUGGAGAAGCUGCUGCAUGAGGCAUAUGAGCGUUCAGAGAGUGAAGAGGUGACCAUCAUCAUCAAACUGGUGAAGAAGAUUCUCAUAAUCAUCUCCAGACCUGCAAGGCUCCUGGAGUGUCUGGAAUUUGAUCCGGAAGAGUUUUACCACCGUUUGGAGGCUGCAGAGGGCCACGCCAAAGUGGGACAGGGCAUCAAGACCGAUAUACCAAAAUACAUCAUCAGCCAGCUGGGCCUCACCAGGGACCCCCUGGAAGAGAUGGUCAACCUGGAGCAGACUAGCCCAGGGCACGGGGCAGGCAUCAAAGAGCCUGAUGACACUGGAGAGGGCCGAGCGGUCUGCACCCCUCCACGGAGGAAACCACUGGAGAGUGACUUUGAGACCAUCAAACUCAUUAGCAACGGCGCCUAUGGGGCUGUUUUUCUGGUGCGUCACAAGGAAACCCGUCAGCGCUUUGCCAUGAAGAAGAUCAACCGGCAGAACCUGAUGUUGAGGAACCAGAUACAGCAGGUGUUUGUGGAACGAGACAUCCUGACCUUUGCAGAGAACCCUUUUGUGGUUUCCAUGUUCUGCUCCUUUGAGACAAGGAGGCACCUGUGUAUGGUCAUGGAGUAUGUGGAAGGUGGUGACUGUGCCAACCUAUUGAAGAACAUUGGUCCUUUACCUGUGGACAUGGCCCGGAUGUACUUUGCUGAGACAGUCCUGGCUUUAGAAUACCUUCAUAACUACGGCAUUGUACACAGAGACCUCAAACCUGACAAUUUGCUGAUCACAUCAAUGGGCCACAUUAAGCUGACGGACUUUGGCCUGUCGAAGAUUGGUCUAAUGAACAUGACUACCAACUUGUAUGAAGGACACAUUGAGAAAGAUACCAGGGAGUUUAUAGACAAACAAGUAUGUGGCACACCAGAGUACAUUGCCCCAGAAGUAAUCCUGAGGCAGGGCUAUGGGAAGCCUGUGGACUGGUGGGCCAUGGGUAUCAUCCUCUAUGAGUUCCUGGUGGGCUGUGUACCUUUCUUUGGAGACACACCGGAGCAACUGUUCGGUCAGGUAGUCAACGAUGAGAUCAUCUGGCCAGAGGGAGAGGAUGCCCUGCCAGCUGAUGCCCAAGAUUUGAUCACCAGACUGCUGAGACAGAGCCCUCUGGAGCGCCUGGGGACAGGGGGAACCACCGAAGUGAAGAUGCACAUGUUUUUCCUGGGUCUAGACUGGAAUGGUCUGCUGCGGCAGAAGGCUGAGUUCAUACCUCAGCUGGAGACUGAAGAUGACACCAGUUACUUUGACACCCGGUCAGAGCGGUAUUGCCACUUGGGCUCAGAUGAGGAUGACGAGACCAAUGAUGAAGAGUCGUUCCUGGAGCUUCGCCAGUUUUCCUCUGUGGCUCAUCGCUUCAGCAAGGUGUACAGCAGCACAGAGCACCUGUCGACCUCCACGCCAUCCAACCAGAGUCUGUCGUCAUCCGAGCGCAGCCACAGCGAGGAGAAGGAGGAGCGGUGGGAAGGUCGAGGAAUGGUCUGUCUGGGAGAGGGAUUCAGACAGACGACAACAGGAGGAGACAAGAGGACGGAUGGACACAGGGGGAGUCUGCGCCCUCGGGCCUCCUCCAGCUCCUCCCAGUCGGAGCGCAGUGCCAGCCCACUGGUGAUGAACAGCACCCAGAGUCUCGACACCAUGCCCCGUUUCGCCAUCUCUGCUGAGGAGGAGGACGGGAUGGUGUCCAACCUACGACGGAUCCGUCUCCGGAGCAAUAGCACAGGUACCAGGCCUUCCUAUCGGAGAGGGGCAUCUCGACGCAUUGCCCACCAGCUGGAGACACCAGAAAAACCCAGACCCCCCACAAGCUGUAAAGUCCCCAAGUCAGCCUCAGUCUCUGGUCUCUCCCUCAUCAUUACUCCAGACGACUCAGCAGGUCCCCCUACAAGCCCCAAGUCGUCCCUGUCUCUUUCCUCCAAUCCCUCAUCCAGAGACUCAUCGCCCAGCCGUGACCUCUCCCUCAGCAUCAGCUGCCUCAGGCCCCCCGUGGUCAUCCACAGCUCUGGGAAGAGGUUUGGUUUCGCCUUGCGAGCUAUCAGAGUCUACAUGGGAGACAGUGACGUCUACACUGUGCAUCACAUGGUCUGGUGUGUUGAGGAAGGAAGUCCAGCACACGAGGCAGGGUUAAAGGCUGGCGAUCUUAUCACUCACAUCAAUGGGGAGUCUGUCCAGGGUCUGGUCCACACCGAGGUGGUGGAGCUCCUGCUCAAAAGUGGCAGCAGGGUGACCCUACAGACAACUGCGCUGGAGAACACCUCCAUCAAGGUGGGGCCUGCCAGGAAGACUAGCUACAAGGCCAAGAUGGCCCGACGCAGCAAGAAGAGUAAGAAGAAAGACGGGCAGGAGAGGCGACGUAGCAUUUUGAAGAAGCUUUCCAAGCACACACCACCUCCGCCCAUGCAGAGCAGUCGUAGCUUCUCCUCAGGUUUCCACCAGUCCUCCAGUGACAGCCUCUCUGGCUCCCCCACGCAGAGCCUGUCUCCCGGGCCCUCCACGCCCUGCCGCUCCCCUGCACCCGACCACUCCGGAGAUUCAAGCUCCUCCCCUUGCUCCAGUUCCCCCAACUCCCCCGUGCCACAGGCCCGUCCCAGUUCCCUCCAUGUCCUGGGUCGAUACACCAAGGCCGGCCGCUGCAAGUCCACCAGCAGCAUACCCCCAUCCCCACUAGCUUGCAUCCCACCUCCCCAGCCUCUCUCUCCCCAGUGCUCUCCGUCCUGUCUGCCCAGUCACCCAAAGACCCUGCAAGGUUUCCAUGUAAAGACACUUUCUCCUCCCACCAUCGCCCGCCAUUCAGUCCGCCCCCGCAGUGCAGAGCCGCCGCGCUCACCGCUCCUCAAAAGGGUCCAGUCGGCGGAGAAGUUGUCUGCUGAGAAGCUGUCGGGCGGCUACCACAGUGACAAGAAGGCGUACGCCGCCCGGAGGCACACCAUGGAGGUGCCUCUGUCUGAGGGGGAGGGCCCCGAGGAUUUGGAGGGGGACACGGCCACAGGGUUCAUCUGUGUCGGGGAACAUGGCCGUCAGGGGUUGUACAUAGGGGGGCAGAGGUGCCAGCGAGAGCCAGUUGUCAGUGGUAAUGACCACCACCGCAGCACCCCGUCCCCGCAGCACCGUAGCAGUAACCGGCUCUCCAAAGAAGUGGUUGUGAUGCGCAAGCUGGCCCUGACAGAGCGAAGGGAUUCCUUCAAGAAACAGGAGGCUGUACAGGAAGUGUGCUUCGAUGACCAGGAAGAGAAAGAGGCAACUCCGAGCCCCACAAUUCCUGUCAGGCUGCCCAAAGCGUUCAAGGCCUCCUGGGUUAACUCGGCCCAGUCAGAAUCCAGUCUGGAACUGGAAGGAAAAGGGUCACAGCGUACAGCAAAGCAGUUGCCCAAACCAAAAGAGAAAGAGGGGUUUUAGGGUUGUUUUUCGUUUUUUUUUUUUUUUUUUUUUUCCCCGCUUUUGACAGGGUUAUUGGGGCCAAGGUAAGGUCUCACUCAGAAAAGAGACUCAAACUGAUGAGGUCAAUAAUUUUGACUUACUACUGUAUUUUUAAGUAGACAGCCUUGCGUGUGUGUCCAGACAGCUGUGACCAAACCCAGCCCCAUUGCAAGAAACAACUAGAAAAAGGAGAGAAAAGCAUAAAUAAAUGUUUUUCAUUAACAUAUGCAUCCUAUAAUACUGUUAACAGAGUAAUAACUGACAAGCCUCGCUUACUCCCUGGUUGCUUGUCCUCUUUUGGUUCUCAGAUCACUGUGGCACCUGUAACUGAUGUAUUUUGUAAAUAUUUUGUUUCGAAUAAAGACACAUAUUUAUGACUUUUUUAUGCUCAUUCAAAUUGUUUUUGGUCAAUGGAAAUGCCUUGAUGCUUCAGCUACUCUUAAUUUCAGGAAUUACAUCAAAUUUAUACAGCCGCUGUAGUGUUUCAUGGUUUUAUGGGGAAUUGUUUCAUUAAUUGGCUGCUGGGUUUCAUGUGCAAAUUGGACCUCUUAAGCAGGGUUGCAAUGGUUGGUAUUCAUCAUGUAUCGUACUGUAGAAUUUCAGAUGGCUAUCUGGGCUGCCUCUCACAACAAUUACACAUUAUAAUACACAUAUUGUGGUAGUAACCAUUUGCACUGUCAGUCAUUCUGAUUCUAAACCUGUAUACUUCUUUGACAAAACAUUUUAGGUUGUAAUUUUAUUACAAACUGAUAAAUAGAUCCAACCCUUAAUGCCUUUUAAGUCUUGCUUUGGCACAAACCCAUAGGAACCAUUUAAAAACAGGUACUGUAGUUGUAUUUGAAACAACAAGCUUCAUAAAUGGGCACCACCAUUAUGUGCCGUCUGUUGCAUUGUUAGGUGUCAGUGUCGUCUCUCAUUGGGUCUUUCUUUUUUACCAGUAACUCGAAUCAUAAAAUGAUCAACAGUGUGCACACAGGUGUGGAGAUAAAGCUUUCAGACUACCUUUGGAAACACAACUAUUGUCUGUUUCCUGUAACACCUAAUGAUCUACCUGCUUGUUUAGUCAAGUCUCCCUUGUUCUCCUUACAGUUUUAAUCUUGCCAGAUUGUUUGCACAAAUUUUAUAAGCCUCGUAACCCAGUCACAGCAUCUAUACUUCAGGACAUUUGACACAGUGGGAUUAAAAAGUUGUAGUGUAUGCAGGAAACAAACUGACCCAUUGUUUUUGUUUUGUUGUGUUUGGGGAAAAUGUGUAAAAUGAAUGAAUGUUUACAUUUUAGUGCAAGAUAUGUGUACAUGUGUGGAUUUGUCACGAUUUUUUGUUAAAUUAUUGUAAAAAAAAAAGAAAAAGAAAGAAUGGCAGGGAAUGGGAGAAUCUCACCAGAAGCCCCUGAUAAAUAGAUGAAGGAACCAGUAGAAUUAGCCUCUUUUUGUAUAUUUUGAUAUGAAACCAUCCCGUUGCAGUACUAAAAUGCCUAUGCUGUUGAAGUAUAUUGUAUAAAUGUAGUUGGACCUUAUAACAGCUGUUGGUGGUGUUUUUAAGUGACCUUGUGAGAGUAGAUCAUUUUUAUACCCUCGUGGGCUCGUUGAUAUAAUGUCACUUGUUGGUGUCAUGUGGAGCGAGCUUAAGCUCCUUUCCUGAUGUCGACCUUGAAAAAAGAGCGCAUGCUUUACAUUCUAAUGUGAUAUUCCCACAAAGCGAAACCUAUUAGGGGAAGUAUUUGAAGUUCUCGUUUGAAAAUCUGGUGUUUGCUAUUGAAGCAAUGAGUCGACCUUUAGAGAAGAGUUAUGAACAUAUGAAAACUGGUCGUGAACCGUGUAUUGUUUUGUUUUUCUCCCUUUCGAUAUGGCUUUCAUUAUUGUGCGCUUCUUCACUGAUUUUUUUUUUCCUCUAAAAGUAUAAAUACUUCCACUCCGUUAUGUCACAGUUGUUGUUAUAGUAGAAGAAAAGUGUCCCACAUCCUUGUGAUGUGUAGGAAAAUGUGUUUGGGUUUUUUGGAAGGGUUAAGGUAAUUGACACCGGGAAUUCAGACAGGCAGUUUAGCACAUACUAAAACUAACACUUGAAGGGUGGUUAUGGAUUGUGAAUGAGUAGAGUUUAGAGGUUAGCAAUUUCUUCUCUCAUCACUUUGUGAAGGAAGUAUAAACAGUACUUUUAUGGGGAUUUGUCUCCAGAUGUGAAGUUUUUUUGUUUUGUUUUUUGCACCUCUUCCAGAUAUGACAGUGAGCCUAGCCCUAUUUGGUUAAAUCGAAGGUUUGCAUUUUGUAUUUCACCUCAUCAUAAGUCAAAGAAAUCUCACCUGCAGACUGGUUUGACAGCACACAACGAAAGAACACAUUUAAUUCACCAGAGAACAGUUUAACAAACUCUUCUUGACAAUUUUUGCCACCAUACAAUUAAAGGAGCAGUUUUCAAAGUAUCGCUAUGUAGUUAUCCUUCAUAUAAUUUCCUGUAUUUUCCUUUAUGUUUAAAGAUGAUUUGUUUUAUUUUUAUGGUUGCUCAAUGCUCCAAAAUGACAAAAUUGGUCUGAAUUUCCUACUUGUGGGUUUCUGGUGCAGACAAGUGUGACAGUUGUUGGUUUUUUUUGUUUUUGUUUUUAAUGUCUUAACAGUGCUUGAAAUAAAUGAGUGAUGGC